GGAAGAUAAAAUAAAAUAAAUAUAUUGAAAAGAACUAGGAAGUUGCUUCUCCUAAAGUGCAAAACUGCUUUGCUUUCUCUUGCAAUCAGAGAACAGAGGAGGGCGGAGUUUCCCUCCCGGAGGAAGAGCUGGAAACGGAUUUACAGAGCAGCUCUCUUUUCCUUUUCCUGGUGUCAUGGCUGAACCCAGCAAAGGCCCGCUGGCCCGGACGGUUUUGCAGCAGUGCCGUCACGCUAGGCUGCAGGUGAAGCCUCCCGAACAGGGCUCCGAAGCCGAGUGGGUGGAGAUCCAGCGAGGACUUAUCAUAUAUGUAUGUUUCUUCAAAGGGGCCAGUGAAGAAAUUACAUCUAAAAUGGUCAAUACACUCUUGAAUGUGAAGUUAAGUGAAAUUGAAGGUGGGAAAUAUGUUUCUAUUCUGGAUUUGCCAGGAGACAUCUUAAUAAUACCUCAGGCCACACUGGGUGGUAAAAUAAAGGGAAGAGGCAUGCAAUAUCACUCCAAUAUUGAAAAGGACAUUGGGCUGGCACUCUAUUCCCAGUUUGUGGUUCAGUGUGAAAGAGAACUGGCUGCUAAUGCCAAGUGUUUCGAGGCUGGUGUUAUUCUCAGGCAUGGCACAUAUGGAAACCGGCAAGUGCUGACGGUGGAUACAAAUGGACCUUUCACUCAUAUGAUUGAAUUUUGACAUUUUUAAGUAAGACAUAUAGUCUGACAAAUACAGUACUAUUGUGCCGAUAGGCAGCAAUAUAGUUAAUUUCAUUCAGAUGUUUGAGAGAAAUGAAAAGGCUUCAGUAAAUGAAUAUCAGGUUAAAUAAAUGUUACUGCUUUAUGAUAAGUAUUCUCAAUCUGUCUUCUUCCUUUAUAUAGUCAGGAAUAUAAUUCCUGAUUUAUGAUAAAUGGAGCUUGACCAGGAGAUUGCUAAUUUUUGAUGCAAAGCUACUAAUCGUGACAUUUCUUUUUCCCUUCUCACUCCCUAAUUUCCUUCAUGACUACAUAGUCUUCAAUGCUAUUAGGAUAUCCGUGGUUGGAAUCAAUAUUGUUGUAAAACAACCCACACUUUAAAUAUCAGAUAUUAAUCCAAUACUGUCAGUUAACAAAACUGGAAAAUCCAGAACUGACAUAUAUGACUUAUUGAUGACUGUUUCGCUGUUAUAAAAAGAAAUUAUAAAUUCAAAAUUAAGCAAUAUUAAGAAGCUUUUCCAACAAUGGGGUGAUUUACAAACGCCUAAAUACAAAUAACUAUUACAUAGAGAACCUUUCUGGUAUAGUGGUUUUAGUGUUUGACUAGAAUUCUGGGAGUCCGGGGUUCAAAUUCCCAGUUAGCCAUGGAAACCUGCUGAGUUACCUUGGGCAGUCACAUUUUCAACCUCAGAAGAAGGCAAUGGGAAAACUCCUCUGAACCAUAUUGGAUUCCCCUUGAGGCUAUUGUAAGUUGAAAAUUACUUGAAGGCAUCCCUCUCUGAAUGUCUCUGGAGAAGUGUGAUGAAAAUAAUCAAAGGAAUGAGGAAUGGUUAUGGAAGCUGGGUGCGGUGGGGAAGGCUCAGGGGGGACAUGAUAGCUGUGAUGCCUCAUGGGCCUUGUAGUCCUGUUCCUAGUACUAUUGUGGCAGAUGAAGAUGAAAACAUGGGGUUUUCGCCGGUUCAACAAGAGCUGGAGUCUCUUCACCUGCCGGAUAUUGACGUUUGCCCUCAAGAAUUCAGUAAACCAGGCCUUGGGCAGUACUCCCCUCCGUUUCCCAGGAAGGAAUCUUAUUCUAAAGACAGGGGAGUCAGAGAAGCUAAUCGGAGAAGUCUAAGAAUCGCUGCCAAACAAAUGGCUGAUUAGGUCUGCUUCCCUUGGGAAAUUCUAAGGAGUCUUGCAUCUGGACAGAGUUGGGUUUCGCUUCUCGUUCUCUAGGGAAAGAGAUUGUUGGCGGGAAAACGAGACCCAAUAUAGGGGUUUGGCGCGAGAGAUUCCUUGCGGAGUCAAUUGAUCAGCUUCAGGAGAGAGAUCGUGUGUGGACUUCGUAAUCCCAGUUCCUUGCUUCCCGGAUCGAGUUUCAAGCCUUGCCCAGCCUUGCUGUUUAACCACGGACCCUGCUCCAUGCUUCACGUUUUGCCUUGUCUCCAGUCUCGGACCUAGCCAAGAAUCAAGUUUAUUUCCAGCCUUGUUGUCAAGUUUCAAUGGACUUCUAAGACUCUGACAUUUCCCCACACUAUUGCUUGGCAAGAGUGUGUGUUUCGGUCAAGUGGAUUAAAACUUUGAACUCUAAUAUCAUUUAUUGGACAAUACAUUUUUGGACUAUAUUUGACCUCUUUUGAAAGGUCUGUUUCUGAACUAUAUUCUUCACUUGUUUUUAUUGAUUUUAUAUAUUUCUUUAAUAAAGAUAUUAGAUAGAGA
Anolis carolinensis (green anole) is the source of this 2376-nucleotide messenger RNA. It is a transcript of the gene dtd2, whose product is annotated as D-aminoacyl-tRNA deacylase 2. Gene Ontology annotation, molecular function: D-tyrosyl-tRNA(Tyr) deacylase activity. Gene Ontology annotation, cellular component: cytoplasm. Gene Ontology annotation, biological process: tRNA metabolic process. The record is from RefSeq and is a predicted model, not a curated record. The coding region runs from base 176 to 682 and encodes 168 amino acids. The transcript has 3 exons. NCBI's taxonomy places the organism in Eukaryota, Metazoa, Chordata, Lepidosauria, Squamata, Anolidae.